AUGGGUGGUGUUACCGUCAAGGACAUUGAGUCUCACAAGUUCGUACAAGCCUAUGCGGCGUGCUGGGUUGACACUGUCAAGACGAGCCACUCCAACGAGCUCCCUCCCCAGGACAUUGACUGGUUCUACGUCCGCGCCGCUGCCGUCGCCCGUCACGUCUAUAUGCGCAAGACCGUCGGUAUCGGCCGUCUCCGCAAGGUCCACGGCUCCACCAAGAACCGCGGCUCCCGCCCCUCUCACCACGUCGACGCUUCCGGUUCCGUCGACCGCAAGGUCAUGCAGGCGCUUGAGAAGAUCGGUGUCGUUGAGCACGACGAGGACAAGGGUGGCCGCCGCAUCACACAAUCCGGCCAGCGUGACUUGGACCGUAUUGCGCAAACCACCCUCGAGGCUGAGGAGGAGGAGGAUGACGAGUAGACGCGUUCACGACUUAGACGAUGUCGCGGACAAAAUAAGCUUUUUGUUCCCCUCUUGUACUUGAGUGGGGGGACGGGCUUUUCUUUCGCAUCUGAAACACGGUUUUACGGCUUAUGGGCGUUGAAGAUGGAAACUGUGCUGGGCCGGACGGUAGCCUAGGACAUUGCAAUGACACUGGGCUUGGGCCUAAAAAGCAACAUGAUACCCCUC
Messenger RNA from Pyrenophora tritici-repentis Pt-1C-BFP, 627 nucleotides. The record is from RefSeq and is a predicted model, not a curated record. Lineage: Eukaryota; Fungi; Ascomycota; Dothideomycetes; Pleosporales; Pleosporaceae.